Molecule: messenger RNA, 1695 nt
Organism: Vombatus ursinus (common wombat)
Lineage: Eukaryota; Metazoa; Chordata; Mammalia; Diprotodontia; Vombatidae
Gene: TMPRSS4
Product: transmembrane serine protease 4
Exons: 10
Coding region: 138-1172 (344 amino acids)
Biological process (GO): proteolysis
Cellular component (GO): membrane
Molecular function (GO): serine-type endopeptidase activity
Source: RefSeq, a predicted model, not a curated record
CCCCCAAGGAGCUCAUCUUCUAACUGGGGAGACAAGUAGGGACGUACAAAACAUACACAGAAGAGGCGGAAGUCGAUCUCAAAGGGAAGGCGCGGAGGCCGGGGAGAAGGGGGUGAACUAGGAAAGGCCUGCUGAGCAUGGCGGAAUUUGAACCGCGUGGAGUCCGUCUCUCCAAGGACAGAUGCACUCUACAAGUGAUGGACAGAGAGACAGAUCUCUGGUCCUCAGCCUGUUUUGAUAACUUCACAGAAGCAUGGGCUAAAAUCGCCUGUACCCAGAUGGGAUACAACAGUUUGAGCAUGGAGCCUACUUUCCAAGCCGUGAAGAUUGGCCCAGAGCAGCGACUUCCUAUCAGCAAGAUCACAGCCAAAGACCAGGAACUCCAAGUGCAGAAUUUCUCAGGGCCCUGCCUCUCAAUGUCCCUGGUUUCCCUUCACUGUGCUGUGUGCGGAGAGAACCUGCUGGGCCCCCGGGUGCUGGGCGGGCAGGAAACAUCUGUGGAGAUUUGGCCCUGGCAGGUCAGCAUUCAGCACCGCAAAGCUCACUUCUGUGGCGGCUCCAUACUGGACCCUUACUGGAUCCUCACUGCUUCCCACUGCUUCAGGACCCAUUCCAACGUGGCACACUGGAAAGUAAAGGCGGGCACUGACCAUCUAUACUCCAGACACCCCUACUUGGACGUGGACAAGAUCUUUGUUUUCCAGUUCAACAAUUUACACCCCAGAGAGAAUGACUUGGCCCUGAUCAAGCUGAAAAAGCCGCUUGUCAUGUCAGAUACAGUCAGGCCCAUCUGUCUGCCAUUCUUUGAUGAGGAGCUGGCUCCAGACACCCCGCUGUGGAUUAUAGGCUGGGGUUUCAUAAAAGAGACAAAAGGGAAGUUUUCCAAAACUCUGCAACAGGCGGAAGUCCAACUCAUUGAUAGAAAUCAGUGCAACCACCAGGAUGCAUAUUUUGGGAGUGUCACCGAGAACAUGCUUUGUGCUGGUGUCCCUGGCGGCGGCGUCGAUUCGUGCCAGGGUGACAGUGGUGGGCCCUUGAUGUACUUCAAGGAAAGGUGGCAGAUAGUGGGCAUCGUGAGCUGGGGUUAUGGCUGCGGGCACCACAAUAUCCCAGGGGUGUACACCCGCGUCAGUUUCUUUCUCAACUGGAUCUAUAACAUCCGGAAGAAAUGAAGCUUCUGCUGUUAUGAAGAUUCCUUCAGGAGCUGUUUUGCCCGUCCUCAUCCCUAACCCCCUUCUCAUCACAAGCAGGAGUUUCUACCCUGAGCAGGAUAUCAUUUCUCAAAGAAGACUGCUUCCUUCGGACAUUUCAAGGCUUCCUUAAAGCAGCUGAGGGUCCUGGGUUCAAAUGCCAUGCCCUAAAGAAGGAAUUCCAUGGCCACCAUCUCAACCACCAACUCCUGGCCCCUCUCCUAAAGGAGAGCUACCCCUCUGAGCCGAGAAGUCUUCUGGGCCUCCACUUUCCAGAGUGCUCCCUCAGUGCGAGGAGUGUUGAACAGCUGUUCCCUCUUGUGGGCUCCGACCUCCCCUGAUAGGGUGCUUGGGGAGAAAAGGGGUCUCCCUAAGGACCUUUCCACCAAGGCAGGGAGACCAGUUAUGACAUCCAUCCCAGGAUAGAUUGGGAAAAGGGCGUUCCCUUACUGCUGUGGAGUUUGUGAAUAUUGCUGCCAUCUUCAUUGCUUUCACAAGAAAAUAC